Molecule: messenger RNA, 10620 nt
Organism: Corapipo altera (White-ruffed manakin)
Lineage: Eukaryota; Metazoa; Chordata; Aves; Passeriformes; Pipridae
Gene: RFTN2
Product: raftlin family member 2
Exons: 11
Coding region: 4114-5637 (507 amino acids)
Source: RefSeq, a predicted model, not a curated record
UGAGGAAAAAAAUAAAUGUCAGUUCUUUACUGAAAUUAAUUGUUCUUGGGGAUGGGGCUGUGAAAAAUACUGGACAACUGAGUUGCAGAAUUCUUCUCAUGGGAUUUUGGCUUUUUCUGUCAUUAUCCUCUCCCAAGCAAAAACUUUUUACAUUUGCUUUCAACCAUAAAACAAAGGAAGUAAGCCUGAAAACAAGUUCAGAGAGGAACUGAAGUUCAGAAAUGUUGCAGUUUGAGAUACUGAUAUUUAGGGGUUUUAAAAUGGCAUUUGAGUCCUGUAGCUGUUCAGAUACCCUCAGGUUCUGGGGAAAUCUGACUCAUUUAGCUUGUGUUUGCAGUUUGUCUCUUUGUGUGUUGAUGUGUCUGUCCUCUGUUUAAAAACCUUCUGUGUCAGUGAUCUACAGGCAAUAAUAAUGCUGAUUUUUUUUUUUUCAAUAAUGUUCUUACAUGCAUUUGGAGGAUCAAAAUAUUCUACCUCAAGUAGGAAACAUAUUUGAUCCAAAUACUUUGUUUUGACUUUGACAGAGGAACUUAAGAGUUAUCCUUUCUGUUUCUUGUUAGUUGAGUCAGUUUUGGUCCUAGCAAUCUUUAUAAAUAACGAUGAUUUAUUCUUUAGGUAAUUGGAGUUUUAAGGUAUUUACAUUUCUGAUACUCACUGCACAAACCUUGAGACUGGGAAUGGAUCUUUAAAGUCUGUGCAGCUCGUGUUAGUGAAUUUAUUCCAGGAAACUGAGAUGACUUGAGGAAAAAACCAUGCUACUGUCAGGUACUAUUUCCUGUUCUUGAUCUUUGAAGGUACUGGGGGAGGCAAAGUUUAAACUGAAUUAUUUUAUUAAAUGGUCUCUGCAGGUGAUACUGGGUUUUGGAGAAGACAUUCUUGUAAAUAGGCUCUGUAUUCAGGUUGGUUUAUCACAGAUGUUUGAAACCCCAGGAAGUGUUACUUUUACAAUUCUAGCAAGAGGGAUUUCCUCAGAAAGGGGUGCCAGUACCUCUUGUAUUUGACACCAGUGCCAUGGACAGAGAACCUGCCUUGGGUGUCAGUAAUGUUGGUGACAGCUCAGCAUAGAGUCAGGAACAGGGGCACGUGUAGUUCCAAAUCUGUUUCAAGCAUGGGAUUGUGUCCUUCUGCUCAGUAAGCUUAGUAAUGUAACAAAAAAGACAAAAAUGCCUCCUUGCAGAUGUUUUCAAACCUCCCACAGUCAACAGGGAACAAAGCACAUCAUGACCAAGGGACAGGAACAACCCUGAGCUGGGGGUAGGCAGCAAGAGUGUUUGUCUCACAGUCUGGUCAGAACUGCUGUGCAGAACUGCUGCUGCUCCUCAUCCUGCACUGCCAGCAGAAGUCAAUAAUGCAUUGCUGGGGACACACUCCUGGGGCUGUGCUGCUCUUCUGCAGGCUUCAUAUCACUCUUCCAAUUCGUCAGAAUAAAAACUCUUGGGGGAUCCUGGAAGCCUUCCACAGAAGCAUAGUUCCUUUGGAUUCACUGGCCCUUUGGCAACUUUGCCUUUUUAAAAGUCUAAAAAUUCCAUCAAGCUUCAGUGAAGGAGUCACAUGCUCUUUCGGUGGGGGUACUGUGACUGCAACACAUCGGUGAAUCGGUGUCUUAGGGAUUUGCUCCUCUCUGACACCAGUUCCCAGCGUGUUUGCAGCUUGCAUCACUGUAAGUGGAUUGUUUUGUAGUUUGUAUCCACUUUGCAACAGGAAACUACAGCUAUUCAGGCAGCUCUUCAAGCAGCUCUUGAAUCCAAGAAUCUUGUGAUUCUGCUUCUCUCCCGAGUCAUUUUGCUGCCUUGAUGCAGUUCUGAAUUCCUGUGAGGGAUGCUGCUGGUUCUUGCUGAUUUUGUUUUGUCUUCAUUUUGAGAUGUGAAGUCCACAGUAUCAUUGGUUCAAUCUAGUGACUGAGUCAAGUCUGCAGUGACAACUGUUGACUGACUUCCAACUUGGAAGUUUAAAGCUCCUUAUACUAAUCUAGGGUUGAACAAAACAAGGACCACUGCUUUUAUCUGUAACAGUGUUUCUUUAUGAUGUCAUGAGAGUUUGUUUAUACUAUGAAAAAUCCUGUCUUGGUGAGAAGGUUGAAAUAUUGUGUAAGCCUUGUCAUGAAGAGUUCAAAAUACAAUAUUCUGACCUCAUUAAAAAUGUAGCUAUGUUAAGUAAAAUUAAUAAAUGAAAAGGCAGCCUGCUGGCAACUGGACUAGUGCUGCAAAAAGUUGUUUUACUUGCAGCUAUCUUAGUCACUCCAUGGCUUUAUACAAGCAGUUACAGUGGAUCUUAAAGUCUGUGUGGAAUGAAGCAGUGGGGUUCUCAGGGUUGAGUGGACAGUUUACAUGUAUGGCUGGUAUAGCAACAGUUCAGGGAUAACCUUUGCUGAAAACUGGAAGCAAUUUAUUUGUCAGACAACAUCCAGGGAGAUGAUGAAUUCUGCUUAUUUGGUAUAUUUUCCUAGGUUUUAAUCAAGACAACAAUACUCAGGGGUUUCCUCUUGGUUUCAGCACCCAGGAGCUUGUUUUAAAGACUGUAUGUGAUAAUUACAGCUUCAGUCCUAGGUUCUGUGCUCAGUGACUUGUAAACUUUUCCAGUGUUAAGUAAAUUUAAACUAUAACGUGUAUUUCAAAGGGUUAUGGUCUUUAGAUUUGUCAUUCCUGGUAAGUUACUUAAAUCAAAAGUUAGAUCACUUUUCUUCCAAUAGAACAGAAUCCCACAAAUAGUUAAUACCUAACUUAGAGUGAUUCGUUACAGUAAAUGUUGGCAUUUUUAAUAAGAUUAAUAUAUUUCAGUGAAAAAAAGCAGAAAAUAUUUUUGAAUUUAAAUGUGCAGUUCCUUUAAUCUAAAAUAGUAUUAUGAAUCUUUGGCCUUCUCUAGAUGAUUCUGAAUUUCUCUAGAUGCAAUCUAAAAAUAAAAAGGUGAAUUUCCUAACAAAGCCUUAGAAAAUAAAUUACUGUUCCUUUUUUCUCUAUGCAUUAUCAUGGUUUGCAUCAGCUGUAAUACAGUUACAAGUGACUUGAAAUAGUUAAUAUAAGAGUAUUGAGAGCCCUUAAAAUUAUACUAAAUUUUCAGGACCUAAAGAAAAGUUCCAUAUAGGAAAGAGUGUUGAAAGCCUGUGGCUGUACCAACUGAGGUCAUCCUAACACAGGAGGAAAGGAUUUUAUUUGUUCCCAUAAAAAAAUGGGAAACAAAGUUUUGUAACUUUUCAUAUAUAAUGUUGAAAAAGUCUUUCUUCCCAUUUAAAGUGAGGAAUAUUUCAGUGUCAUUUUUUGGUGGUUUUCAAAACCAGUUACCUAAGUUAAUUUUAGUGAUGUAGAUUCUUACCGAUUUUUCUGGACAAGAAAUUACUACAUAAAUUUGUUAUUACAAUGUAUUCCGCUAUGUUGAUGUGUUUUGUUUUUGUUUUUUUUUUCUUUCUCUGGAAGAACAUUCCUAUAGAAAGGAAAUAGGAGCCAGAGUCUGAAAUCUAAAAUAAGGACUAAACAGCUUUUCAUUUGCUUUUCUACCCUUUGAGAUGCCAGAAGCAAUUUCCUCUUGAAGCUGACUUCCUCUCUGGAAGUGAUUUUCGUCUCCAACCAUGUUGAGGCUCUUUUCUCAUUCUUUCAUUCUGACUAACUUGCUUUUUUCCCCUCUGACUUUCCACUGCAGUUGGGAACUUCUGGAGGUAAGUAAUGACAGACAAGUUUCUCUCUAACUUUCUUUUUCAGUUCUUCUUCCCCCCCGUCCCGCCCCCCCUCACCCAGUCAGUCUAGAAGGACAAACAAAGCACUAUUGGUGUCCUCUGCAAGAGAGCACUGAUAGGGGCUGGCUGUAAAUUGACGUGGCAUGGAAAAUCUCUGCUAGUUUGGAGCGGCUCUAAUGUUGCUGCGAAAUCAAACCUACUCUUAACCAAGUUUGUAGCUUGAAAUCAUCACGGGCUUACGGGUUCUGUAUUAAAAAUGAAUGGAAAGUACCUUCACUUCUCGCUUUGGGAACUGGAUUUUUUCUCUGUUUGGAUUUACAGCUAAUAGAAAACAAAAUCAAAGGGAAUUAUUUGGUUACUUUUUUUUUUUUUCCCUGUAGUAAGAGCGACAGAUCUUGCUGCUCCCCCCACCUUUUCCUGCAACUUAAUCAUUUGCAGAUCUUGCCAUGGGGUGCGGACUGAGAAAGCUGGAAGACCCAGAUGAUAGCAGCCCUGGAAAAAUCUUUUCUACACUGAAGAGACCACAAGUUGAAACAAAGACGGAUUCUGCUUAUGAAUAUGUAUUGCUGGAUUUUACUUUAGAAGCUUCAUCAAAUCCAGAAGUUAUCAAGAUCAGUUCUGUGCUGGAUAUUCCAUCUCAGGUGGAAGAAUAUUACAGCAAAGGAUAUGUUGUAGGAGCUGUUCAUCCUAUUAUGCUGCCAAUUGGAGGUAGAAGGAGUUUCCCUGCAAGUCACAUGUAUCGAGUGGUACUUUCACGAUUAAAAUUAAGCCAGAAGCAUGCAGCACCCAGAGGACAAAGGCACCCCAGGCUGCUGAUUGAGGAAUGUCCUUUAAUGUAUGAAACACUGACAAAUGAGGUAGUGAAAGAACUGUUAGAAAAGGUUAACGAAGCUGCUAAAAGAGGAAAGAAGUUUGUGGGAUUUGUAAUGCAACAUUUUCCUCAGCCUAAAGCCUGUAAUGGAACAAGCACAGAUGGAAGUGCAGAGCUGGAAGCAACACUGGGCAGAAGAAACAGGGAACACAGGAGAGAAAACUUUGAUGAAAACUAUAAAAACUGGAAUGAGGGGACAUUGAGUGGUCACUCAUCUGAGAGUGGGAUAGAGGAGGAAAUGCAAGGAGAAAGCAGACUGUUAGAGGAUUCAGACUUCCAGUUUGGAAAAGAAGUCAACCCUUCUAAACCACGGAAAGGAGAUGACAAGCUGUUUACAGUCUUCAAUGUUUUUGAUGAUGAUUCCACCUGCUGGACCUAUCAUGAAGGUGUUUUGUCUAUGAAAGUAACAAGGAAGGGGCCAGUUGUUAGUACUCUGGAAGCAGACUGGCUAGAAUUAACUACAUUUUAUUAUAAACAAGGAUUGUCCUUAGUUGAUUCUUUCGUGCACUGGGAAUCUUCUAAAGGGGACUAUUUGCCCAAAUCUUUAGAGGGAUUAUUUAUCUAUGAAGAAGAAGGUGCUGGGGUUCCAGGUUCUAGCAGGAAAGGAAAUGAUGCAAUAGUUGUUGAACAAUGGACAGUCAUUGAGGGGUGUGAAAUUAAAACAGAUUAUGGACCUUUAUUGCACACGCUGGCUGAGUUUGGAUGGCUCCUGACCUGUGUCCUGCCCACACCCAUCGUACGACAUGACAGUGAAGGAAAUCUCGCUACAAAGCAAGUAAUUUUUCUUCAGAGACCUGUUAUGUGGAGUUCUGCUGUCCAGACACCAGAGAGGAAAUCCUUAAGACAAGUUACUGGGGAGGAAAAAAACAAAGUGUCUAGCAGGAGUGUUGGAUUAGACACAGCUACUUCUUGCCCUCCAGAAAUUGGACAAGCACCUGGCGAGUUUCACCUGUCUCCUUCUAAACAAUGUUGGAUCAAGGAGGGAUCCUCCCAGUAUGGAGGUUUUCCAGGAUUCAGUAGCAGUGAUGGAGUAUUAAGGGAACUGGAUGAUGGACAAUAUGACCAGGAAGAUGGAGUCACUCAGGUCACAUGUAUGUGAUAAAUAUAACUACAAGACUGGGUGUUCUCCUAACUUGUUAAUGCUUUUGACAAGCAAGGAAGCAAAAGCUGCAAAAGAGUGACAGUUUGAGUUGUGUAAGGAGAAAGGAAUGAGGAUGUUUAGUAUUUUCCACAAACUGGAGGAAUGUUUUUGGGUUUGAUUGAUUGAUUGUUUGUUGUUUGUUUUUCCAAGGGUGUUGUAAAUAUUGGUGGGGAAAGAUGAACUGUCUGGCUGUUAAGUUUUAAUGUAAUUUUCACUUUAUUUGCCUUGCAUAAGUUCUAAAGCCUAGAGAAAUGUCAGGUCUUAGCCUAGAGUGUUAGUAAUUUAAGCUGCAUUCAGACUUGGUGUGGACAGAAAAACUUGGGGUGCUGUAGGCAGAUACUUGCUCCUGUAAUAGUUUCACCUCUGCAGGUUGUAUCAGAGUUCCUUGUUACGUGUAAGCCAGGUGCUGUCAGAGCUUAUAACUUGUGUAAUGAAUGAUGUAUUUAUAAUUUACUCAUGAGUGGAAAUUAAGAACCACUCACCCCUGGAAAAUACCUUGCAGUCUGUGAGCAAGUAGUUUGAGAAGCUCAGGAGCAGCACUGACAUCAGUGUGCCCAGUGAAGCUGCUAACAGAGGAGGAGGACAUAGGCUAAACUUAAUGGGCAGUAUUAGAUCAUGCAGUGUAUACAAAUAUGCUGAUGUGUAUAUAAAAAAUGUCUCAGCUGAAUGUAUCUCACACUGGAUGAAGUGUAUUCAACUGCAUCAAAUACCAGACUUCCUUACCAUGGGGAGGAGCUGCUUGCAUUCAGUGAGAGUGAUGCUGGCAGGGUUAUGUGGGGAGAGGCACAAACAGAAAUUAUUUUUAGGCUGCUGUCUGGAAACUACACUUUACAGAGGAGAAGCUGAAUAAAAAUGUAUCUCCAGAAAAAAAUUGCAUUUUUCAUUUAGUUUUAGAAGCAAAAAACUAUAAAUGCUCUUCAUAUUUAAGCUAAUGCAAAAUAAUUUAGUCAAGAUGAGAAGUCAGAACAGAACUGAGCAAUUGUAUUCACAAGCCUGCUCUCAAUGUUUGCAGUACAGCACACACAUCACCCAGGGAUUCUGAUACCUGUCUCUGUGUGUUGUGCUGCAAACAUGGAGAGAAAUGUCAUAAAUAUGUUUACCUACACCAGUCUGCUCCCCUGGGGGGUAUCCCACCAGCUGCUGUGGGAAUCUGCCUGUCCACAGUGGUAGGUUGCUGGCACUAAACACAGUGGGCAAAUCAGUGCAGUGACAGGAACACCAACAACUAACUCCAAAUGAGUACCCCAGGAGAUGACCAGGAUAAUGGAAGUGUAGCUGCAGUCUCAGAGCUGUGCAGAAAUAACAGGGGCAGAAGCUGCUUAUUUUGAUAAGCAAAAAUUAACUCAUGAAGGAAAAAAAUUACACUUGCUGCUAUUUCAAUUUAUUUUUGUAGGGUGGGCAGGGGGGGAACCCAUUCUACUGGCAUAAUUAGUGUAGUGGGAGCUAGAAAUAUUAUUGCUUUGGAGCUGCUUCCCAAUUUGAUUGUGAAAUUCUUGGGGGCAGGCUUGUUUAUUUUUUAUUUUGGAAGAGGAACUCUUAACAGCUAUUUGUAGCAGGUUUGGGAUUUUUUUUUCCAAAAAAAAAAACACACAGCCCUGGAGCUGGAGACAUUGCUUCAGCUUCUUUUUCCCAUUGCAUGCACUGUGGGGAGCAAUGGGAGCACAGGGAAUACCUGUAAUAGGAGGCAUGGUAAGAAAUCCCUUCUUACCAAGGCUUCUCUCCCAGCUUUCCCAGCAUUUCGAGGUCAGAGAUGUGGGGCACAAACCUUGCAUUUCAUUCCCUGUCUGGGGCACUGUGUGGAGGAAGAUCCCCCUGCUCACAGGGAGGGUGCUGGGCUGGGUGUUCCCUGCAGAGCCUGACCCAAAUGCUGCUCCCUCCCUCUUGCAGCUGCUGCUCUGGGAACAGCAGUUGUAGUCACAGUUAGCAGGGAUCUCCUCCCUGGUACACAGGGGGAAGAAAUGAUGGCCAUACAUGUUACAUCUGUCUCUGGCAGAAAGCCAGGUAACUCUGGCAUUUUGAAAAUGGAGUAACAGCUGGGCUUUUGCAACUUGGAAUACGUUGCUCUCCUUUUAAAAGUAUUUUUCAUGAGUUAUCCAAAACUCUGGUGUGCUUGUAACUUUAACUACUGGUCAUUCUCCAUACAAGUCAAACCUGUAAAAUAAGCCAGAAUUGGUCAAAAACUUCAGCAAUUCUGAAUAUUUCAAGUUGGAGCUUUUAAAAUACAUAAAGAAAUUGCUUUUUAUUAAGCACUGUUCUUGCUCAUGGUGCUUAACAGUAGUGAAUCCUUAAACAACACUGAACUACAACUAUUAAGUUACAAAGUAUAAAGUAGUAAAUUUAAUGCAGUUACUCUUUCUAGAAUACAUUACUUGGAUGAAAAGAAUCAUUUAACUUUUAACUGAGAUCUUAUCAGCUGUUGAGAGUGCAGAAAAUUCAAACAAAAUAGUAUCAUUUUAAGAGAUUUUCCCCUUACAAGUUAUGGGAGGUACACAAGGGAGAUUCUGUUUUGGUACAAGGGUACCACAUGGAUAUAUCCACAGGUACACUCUAAAUUGUUACUUUUAGCAAGGCUUGUCUUAAAAUGAAAUAAAAUCAUAUUCCUUUCCAGUAGUCCCCAGUUUUAACUGUGCUUUAGUUCUUGCUUGUGAAUCUCACAGGUGUUGGCAGUGCUGCAGACCUCUGAAUUUCUUUGUCUUUUUAAUUCAGUAUAAAUAUGUGAAAUUGUUUCCUCUGAACACACUCAGCAAUUCCUGUUAAAGAACAGCUGGGUUUUUUAAAUGCCAUUUUUCUCACAGUAUGAAAGUUGCCCCUGCUGUAGAAAUAUUAAUCUUGUUUUCCCAGGUCUCUAUUGUCUUUAGCUCACAGGGCUACAUUUAGGCUCUGUAUGGAAGAGAAUAAAAUACAAUUCUUCAUAUGGGGGGCAAAAAACCCCCAACCUGACAGGAGCCAAGAUAGAAAUGUGUAAAGUGAGUGGCACAGAGGGUGGCAAAGGAAUGAAUUCCUCAGCAUUCUUUUUUUGGUACAAGAAAUCAGAGCAAUCAUGGUAGUGGUAAGUAGCCAGUUUGAAAUAAAUCGUGGUAUCUGUUCAGCUGACUGUAGAAUUCUUUGCUGCAGGAUGUUGUGUGUAAAGUUACAUGGAUUUAAAGGUGACCAAAAAACUCCUGGAAGGAAAAACAUUAUUCUCUCUGAAAGUCACUGAAUCAGAAGCAGAAAAACUGGUCUGACUGCACACCUCUCCUGUUCUUUAGAUUAUCGUGAGCACCAGGGGCUUCAGCACUGGUGGCAUGUAGCUGAGUGCUCUCCUGCUGCAAGGCUUGCUUUUCAAAGUCAGGGCAAGAGUUGUAUCUGACUUCACACACUAGCCAAAGAACACAGUAAAUCCUCCUAAGGUGUGGGUGCUGAAACAGACUAAAUUGAAAAUGCUCCUGAAACAAAUUAUGGAAAAUCUUCUAAUUUGUUCUUUAUAGUUAAAAAUGCUGAAAGACAACUACAUCCCACCUGGAUAAGUGAGAAGGGGAGAAUGCAUUUUGGGUAACAGGAUUCUAAUUUCAGAGACUCAUUUCAUCACCUGCUCUUACCAACCAGAGCAUUUAGCUGUGCCUCUACUAGUGUGGGUGACCACCACUGUCCAUUAAAUAAACGAAGUUUGUAAAUCACAAGAGGUGUCAGAGUGACUAACAAAACUUUUUGUAUGCUAUUAUGUGUGUAAUGUACACACAGUGCUCAGCUUCCAUUUUACCAGAGUGCAUUAACUUACUUUUUAUUGUAAGAAUUGCAAAUUAAAGCAUGGAUGCCUUCUCUGACAGAAAAAGGAAGUACAUUUUUGCUCAAUGCCAGGGCUUCAGUCAGGGGCAGCCCCUGUGUCUGAACUGUAGUAGGAAAGUCCCCUACCUGUAUGUGACAAGAGAAAUGCCCUGCAACUAUCAGAACAGAGAUAGAAGGCAGCCAGUACUGUUCAUGAACUUCUGCAAAAGAAUGUUUAUACUUUCUGCUGCUUAAAUUGUUUGGAGAGGAAAUAGUUUUCUAGUGUUUACAAACAGGAAGAAACUGUCCAAUGUUAAAUGUUUUGUACCCUGCUCAUAAUUGUCAGAAGUUUAUUUACAUACCUGGUAAAUUGCAAUAAACUGUUGCUUAACUUCUGUGUUUCCUAUCUGUAAAGUACUAUUUUUGUAAAGGGUAAGAUCUUUUCUAUAGUUCAUAUAGGAAGAUUCCCACCAUUAAAAGCACUUACCAAAUCAUUUGGUUUAUUAUGUUUGUCUCACACUGAUAUUAAAUGGGUUAAAUCAAUGUCUGCCUUGCCUCAAGCUAGAAUUGCUUUCUUGCAGUCCUGUCUGUACAUCCAGACAGCUCACAGGGCAAAGCCUGAUAGACUUACAGCCAUCUAUUAAAAGCUGAUUAGGCUUUCCUUGUCAUUAGUCUGUUAUUCUUUUGAAGGCAAAAAAUGCAAGCUGCUGUCUUGACUAUUCCCUAUGGAUUAAUUUAGAGAAUCAUGUAACUUCAGAUUUACAUUUUUCAACACCAAAUUCCUGUAUCAGAAUUUAGACGAGUGUUACGAUUUAAAGAAGUGAACAUCCCUGGCUUGAGGUAAGCACAACUCAAAAUGAAGAGACAAAGUGGUUUAGAGGAACUGGUCUGAUGACCUGUUCUGAUCUGUUUAAGCAGAUGAACUUUGACAUGUGAGAGAAUUAAAAUCUUAAAAGGAAAGUAGCAAAAUCACCAUGGCUGAUGUGUUGCAAGAUACACUGAGCCAAAAAUCAGGAAAAACCUCAGUGAUGAAGGAAAAAAUAAUUGGGAAGUUAGUUUUUGCUUACACUUGCUUUUGCAUUUGUGACUUAAUGUGCUUACUUUGUAUCUGGAAGCCCCUCUUCUAGAUCGGACACUUUUACUGUACGACCACCGUUUUAUCUUUUGAGAGGUGUAUAAAUUUGAGGUCUGACUUCU